Molecule: messenger RNA, 954 nt
Organism: Halteromyces radiatus
Lineage: Eukaryota; Fungi; Mucoromycota; Mucoromycetes; Mucorales; Cunninghamellaceae
Exons: 6
Coding region: 133-954 (273 amino acids)
Source: RefSeq, a predicted model, not a curated record
UUGUGAAUUGCAUUCUUUAGUUUUAUUUUACGCAUAUGGUUACGAAAUACGCUGAUACGACAAUUUGGUCUGAUGAAACGAAGAUCAAUCGGUUUGGUUCGGAUGGCCGCCACUACGCUUGGAAAAGGGUAGAUGAACAGCUUCAACCUAAGCAUGUUAAGCAGACGGUUAAGCAUGGUGGUGGUAGUAUCAAGAUCUGGGGGUGUAUCACGAUGGAUGGACCUGGUUAUAUGGCCAAAAUUGAUACUAUAUUGGAUAAGGAGCUCUACCUGGCCAUCUUGCAAGGUGAAUUGGUUGAAACCUUUAAAUGGUAUGGCUUGGAUCCUAGCAAAGUCAUCUUCCAGCAAGAUAAUGAUUGCCGACUGGUUAGCAAAAGAUGGCCGUUUUGGUCGUUCAAAGAUGUGUAGGGUUGGUGCCGCGACUGUCCGGAUGAGAAGUUUAUGGGUGCUCAAAGAGGAACAUCGACGUGAUGCUUUGAACAAAGUCUUUAAUACACCCUCCUACAGGAAAAAGGUGCGCGAGACAAAACAACGAGUAAAACUGAUCCAACGCAUGGUGGAAAUCCUGAAAUUGAAAUGUCUUUGUAAAAAGGUGUAUGUAUCUCCCAUUUGCUCUGCCAGCUCACUCUUGCUUGAGCGUGAUUUCAGCAACAAUACUGCAACUGUGAUGGACAAAAUUAAGUACAAAGAUGGUCAUUUUCAAGACUUUGUCAUGCAUGGCAACCCUUCCUAUUACCAACGGUACACAGAUAUGGAAUCAGAUCUAGUCGAGACUGAGGACAAAGUGAUGCUCAACACCCGCACACAAGUCGUUGACUACAUGAAUCAAAAUUUGGUGGUUGAAAGCUUUGUUAUAUCAUCGGUAUGUCAAAACAGAUUAGGGACCAAAUAUUACAAAACCAACGGGAAUCGCAAACAAGAAUGUUACAAGAUGGUGCCUUGUAUGAAGAAUUAA